CAGCGAUUGGCCUUAUUGUAGUCCGAGAGCAUCGUUUUCUAAAUAGAUUUAUCCUCCUGCGGCGACCAUGGAGCACAGCGAUCCAGGGCGAGGGGUAUGGAAGUCGAAGCCCGUCCAGAUACCGAAAAGCAAGAUGAACUUGAAUAUCCUCCGGCAAGAAACGCUGAUAGCUCAGAAGAAGAAGGAGAUUGAGGCCAGAAUGGCAGAGCAAGCCAAAGUGAAUGUACAGACCCCGAGCAAACCACUGCCUCCAAGUUUAACCAGUUUUCAUGGACUUUCUUCAAACAACAAGUUUGUGAAUGACGGAAGCUUCUUACAGCAGUUCAUAAGGAUGCAGAAGGACAAACCCACCAAUGUUUCUGGUUCCACCACUGAUGCCAAAACACCCACAGCUUCGACUUCACCUCCAGAAGGAAAUGCGCCGCAGAAAAAGAGCAUUCUUGUUGGCAAGCGGCCUGGCCUUGGGGUCAGUAGCAUGCUUAGUCAGUUCAAGAACUACACGCAAUCCAAGAAGAAUCCUGUUCUCUGCCAGAGGCCGAGCGUCUUUUGUUCUCCAGAUGAAGAAGAUGAGGAAGAAGAGACUGAUUACUCCAGAUUCUUAGAGAUGAAAGUCUCUCCCCCAGGGGAUUCAGACAUCAGACUCAUUAUCGACAAGAUGGCCUCUUUUGUGGCGGAAGGAGGAGCUGAGCUGGAGAGAAAAGCCCAGGAGGACUACAAAGACAAUCCUGUUUUCUCAUUUUUAUACGAUAAGAGCAGCAUGGAGUAUCUCUACUUCAAAAACAGAGUUGCCGUUUUGAGAAAGGAUUUGCUAAGACCUCAGCAUACGUCAGAUAAUGUCUCCCCCCCAGUGGACGCGGAAACCCAGCAGAUGGCCGAGAAGCUGGCCAGGUUUGUGGCCGAGAGUGGCCCUGAGGUGGAAGCCAUUGCAUCUGAGCGUAACCGAGACAACCCUGCCUUCAGUUUUUUAUAUGACCUCCAAAGUCCAGCCCAUCGCUACUACAAAGAGAAAGUACAGGAGUAUCGGGCCGCAGCCUCCCAGAGCGCCUCACCUCUAGCAGCCAAAUCCUGGACAGACCUUCGGCAACCAGCUGCUGCACCAUUACCAGAAGUCUCCCCACCACUGAACCCUGCUUCUCUAGUCCACAUUCAAAGCGGUGACACACCGCCUGUCAAACGGAAGAGAAAGAGUAGAUGGGGGUCUGUGGAUGACAAAGUCGAGUUGCACAUUCCUCCCAUCAUUGUCCCUCUGGAGAUUCAUGUUCCAGAGCCCAACACACCGUGUCUCUCUGUCGAGGAUCUGAAAAAUCUUGGUUACAAAAAGGGGAAGCCUCUUGGUCUGGUAGGAGUAACGGAGCUCUCUGAGGAUCAGAAGAAACAAAUUAAAGAACAGCAAGAGAUGCAAGAGAUGUAUGACAUGAUCAUGAAGCACAAGCGUGCGAUGGCAGAGAUGCAGGUGAUGUGGGAGAAGGCCAUUAGAGACCACCAACAUGAAUAUGACAGUGAUGAAGAAGUGGACCAAAUGGCAGGCACCUGGGAGCAUCGACUUCGACAUAUGGAAAUGGAGAAGACUCGCGAGUGGGCCGAAUCUCUGACAGAUAUGGGGAAAGGGAAACAUUUUAUUGGUGACUUCCUGCCCCCAGAGGAGCUGGAUAAGUUCAUGGAGACCUUCAAGGCACUCAAGGAGGGCCGCGACCCCGACUACACAGAAUACAAAGAGUUUAAGUUGACGGUGGAGAAUCUUGGUUUCCGAAUGCUUAUGAAGAUGGGCUGGAAGGAAGGUGAAGGCCUGGGCAGUGACGGGCAGGGCAUCAAGGCUCCCGUCCACAAGGGAUCUACUGCUGUGAACGGAGCAGGUUUUGGAGUUGACCGUCCAGCUGAGCUCUCGAAAAGUGAUGAUGAGUAUGACGCUUUUAGAAAGAGGAUGAUGCUUGCUUACCGCUUCAGGCCCAACCCACUGGUAAAUGCUGUUCCAUAUUGUUUUCGGUUUGUUGUUGCAGUGUUCUUUACAUUGAAUGUGAUGGCAUGUCCAUACUCAUCUUAAUAUUAUACUUGGCUUUAGAAACGUAUAAUUUCUUCGUUCUUCCUUUUUACCGUGCUGCCGAUUAAUUAAUUUUGAGUUUUUUCUUUUUUCUUUCCACAGAAUAAUCCGCGGAGACCAUAUUACUGAAGUAGAGGACUGUUUGUGUUGAUAGUUGUUCUAGUUUAUCAUAACUUAAAAGCUGUUUUUCGCAGCUAUCACAUCUCUGCUCGGCUGUGAAAUGGACUAUGUUGCAAACAUUUUAAAAUGUGUUUGACGUGUGUACAUUUGUUAGAUUAUCCAUUACAUUUUAGAUUUAAUUUGAGUGAGGGAAAACAAAUCUAAAAUGUUUCUUUAAAUAACUGAUCACCUGUUUUUAUACCAGUUCAAUGUAAUACUGUAACAAACUAAAACAAAAAGGCUCACGUCGCCUGACUUCCAGAAUGAUUUAACUUUUCAGUUUGUUACCAUGUUGUUUCUUUUCAGAGCUUGACUUUGCAUUCUCAACUAUACAGGAGGCUGACAGUAAUGUCUUCGUGCACAAUCUUCUGUAUAAUGUUUGCAUUGAGUCGUUUGUCCCACUGUGCUAUAACUGAUUUUUGAGUCCUGUCAUUAUAUGCUUCAGUGUUCACAAUAAAUAUGGACAUUGACUGAAA
Molecule: messenger RNA, 2673 nt
Organism: Pseudoliparis swirei
Lineage: Eukaryota; Metazoa; Chordata; Actinopteri; Perciformes; Liparidae
Gene: sugp1
Product: SURP and G patch domain containing 1
Exons: 13
Coding region: 68-2041 (657 amino acids)
Biological process (GO): RNA processing
Cellular component (GO): nucleoplasm
Molecular function (GO): RNA binding
Source: RefSeq, a predicted model, not a curated record